GGGGUAAAACAAUAAAUCGAAACCGAUCGCUUUAAAUGUUCAAUCUCGUAUCUCGCAGAUCAGAAAUUGUCGGCGAGAGACCUGUAAACACCUGGCUGUGUAAUUUCAAGUCACUGUCACUUAUAUUACUAUUAUUAUCAUUAUUAUUACUAUAAUCCUUUCUGUUUACAUAUAGGUCUUUAACACGCACUUAAUAUUGUUUACCAAAGAAAUGGUGAUGGAGAAACCAAGUCCCCUGCUUGUAGGGCGGGAGUUUGUGAGGCAGUAUUACACGCUGUUAAACCAGGCACCAGACUUCCUGCACAGGUUCUAUGGGAGGAACUCUUCCUAUGUUCAUGGAGGUCUUGACCCGAGCGGAAAGCUGGUGGAAGCGGUGUACGGGCAAUCGGAAAUCCACAAGAAGGUCAUGUCUCUGAAGUUCAGCGAGUGCCACACAAAGAUCCGGCACGUGGACGCCCACGCCACGCUCAGCGACGGCGUGGUGGUGCAGGUUCUCGGCGAGCUCUCCAACAACGGGCAGCCCAUGCGGAAGUUCAUGCAGACGUUUGUGCUUGCCCCAGAGGGUUCAGUGGCCAACAAAUUCUACGUACACAACGACAUCUUCCGCUACGAGGACGAAGUUUUUUGCGACUCGGAAGCGGAACUUGACGAGGAAUCAGAGGAGGAAGUUGAAGAGGAGCCAGAAGAGAGGCAGGCAUCCCCCGAGCCGCUGCAAGAGAGCCCCAACAGCAGCGCCUACUACGAGCCCCACCCCGUCACAAACGGAGUGGAGGAACCAAUGGAGGAGCCGGCUCCCGAGCCGGAAAUGGAGCCAGAGCCCGAGCCCAAGGUCGAGGAGAUAAAAGCCGAAGUGGACGAGAAGGUUCUGGAAGAAACGGAGGAAAAAGCUCCCUCGCCGGUCCCGGUUGAGUCUCCGCCUCAUGCGCAGGAGCCACCCAAGACCUUUUCAUGGGCCUCAGUGACCAGCAAAAACCUGCCUCCUGCCGGCACCUCCUCUGGAAUCCCACCCCACGUUGUUAAAGCUUCAAGUUCACAAGCCCGAGUCGAAGCCAAACCAGAAACGCAGGCAGCGUCGCUCCGACCCCGAGACCAACGCACCCGCGACAGACCGGUCUUCCCCCCACGAGGCCCUCGACCAGAUGGCGCCCCAUCAUCGGAUGCACAAAUGGGAAAACCUCACCUGAGUUUUGUUAACAAAGGCAACAGAGGGGAAGGUGAACCCGGCGAAAUGGACGGCAGGCGAACCGUACGCUACCCGGACAGCCACCAGCUUUUCGUCGGCAACCUCCCGCACGACAUCGACGAGGGCGAGCUCAAAGACUUCUUUAUGACCUACGGGACGGUCGUGGAGAUGCGCAUCAACACCAAGGGUGUCGGCGGCAAGCUCCCCAACUUUGGAUUUGUGGUUUUUGACGACUCUGAUCCCGUGCAGAAAAUCCUUGGGGCCAAGGUAGACGGGCCCAUCAUGUUCCGAGGCGAAGUCCGUCUCAACGUGGAGGAGAAGAAGACGCGGGCGGCACGUGAGCGAGAGAUCCGGAGUGGCGGUGGAGUCGACGACCGUCGGGACAUGAGGCGCAAUGACCGAGGACCCGGAGGCCCGCGGGGCCUCAUGGGAAGUGGCAUGAUGCGGGAGCGCGACGGCAGGGGACCCCCGCCCCGGGGCGGCAUGGCUCCUAAACCCAGCAUGGGGUCUGGAAGGGGCUCUGGAGGCCUCGGUGAAGGGCGCUUCACAACCCAGCGCCGUUGAGAACGGGAAGUCGUACCGCUGGCUUCAUCAUUGUCAUCUGUUAAAUUUUUCUUUUUUUUUUGGGAGGGGGGGGGUUUCCCCUUUUGCUUUGGAAUUAUGACGCACCCUGCCGAUCGAGGUUAUUUAGUUGUGAGCCGAAGAUCCUCUUUUUUUUUUUCUUCUUCUUCUUUUUGCUACGACAUGAAAUUACAAACUUAUCAUUUGUACAUUUUGAGUGGGGAAAGCAACCAGGAGUCAUUUUGUGCCACAUUCGGAGGGACUGAAAGACUUUAAGUACCAUUUAAAAAAAAAAAAAAACAGCCCGUUGUUCUGGAUAAAAGAGAUUAUCUGCCUUGACUUAACCUUCCAUUGCACAUUUUCUAUGAUAGUUACUGUUGGAAGAUGCAAAAGUUGUGCUGUUCCGAAGGGAAAGGCCUGCCUUUUUCCCCCCCCACCCUUCCACUCUUUCAAAAUUUGCAUUCGCCAAUAUGCACUCAUGGAUACCUUUUUUUUUUUUUUCUUCUCCUUUUUCUAAAGUUGGCAUUCUCAGAAAGCCGACUGAGCGACACAACACAAACGGGGCAGGCCUCGCUGCUGUGACCAAUGUAUACCGAAAAUUUACAUUUUACUGCUGGAUGGACAAGAUGACCUAUUUUUGCCUCGUUUCUAAUAUAAAUAAUCCAAGAUGUUCACCAAAUGACAGUAUGUUUGAACGUGGGGGGAGGGCAAAGGAUACAGACGAAUGGAAGAGUGGCGCUCUGGUUUCUUUUCAUUCAAACUUCGUCAUGUUUUUUUUUUUUUUUUUCCCCAGCUACGGAUGAAGGACGCCAUUCCUGUCGUUAAAACGUGACAGAAUAAAUGUACAGCAAAAGUCAUCGUUUACUGUUUCGCAUUCCUUUCUCUUGGUAUAUAAAAAAAACAAAAAACAAAAGCACGGUGCCUUCUGCGUUCACCUUUUUCGCUGUUAACGAAGCAAUGCCGGACUUUAGUCAGAUUGAAGUUAAUGUUUAUAGUCCAAUUCCAGUUUUAAGAUGUGACUUUUUGUACAUUUUCUUUGCUCUUGUUUGAGUUUUGAGGGGCCCGUCUUAAAAAAAAUAAAAAAGGUUAAAGGUACAUUUAUAUACAGAAUUUCAUGGUUUUAAUAUAGUGCCCAGCUUUGACAUAUUGGAACCUCCAAAAUCGAAAGAAAAAAUAUAUUGAAGAUGUGCAAUGAAUUAGCAUAAAAACAAUGAAGAAAUUGUAUAGGCAAUGUUGAGAUUAUGAUCAGUCAAAAAAAAAAACCUCACGCCAAGUAAAAAAAAAAAGUCAAACUACUCACAUUUGGAAAUUAGUCAGUUUGUCAUAUGGCAGUAUUUUCUUGUAAAAUCUGUGAAUGCCACAUUUAGAUAAUUGGAUUGCUUAUAUUGCAGACUUUCCUGAUUCCUGCUUUGUGGUUUCUUUUUUUUUUCUCCCUCCCAACCCGUUGCCAUCUACUUUUCUGUGGAGUAACAAAAUGGAAAAAAUGCAACUUUCCGACUGUUUCCACUCUCAAAAUUGGGCCGACUACAAACUUUUGGAGGUUCCACUAUCUUUGUUUCCUCUCAGGUUUUCAUGUUUCUCAAAAUACAAUUUUGUAGACCACCCAGAAAGAACCUGAGAUCACCUUUCUAGCCACAUUUGUACUUUUCAUAACUGCUUACUUUUGCGCUUCAUUUCAUUCAUGUGCCCUACAGGAGGUUUUGUUUUGAUUAUCUUGCACUGAAAGAGGGAAAGUGAUGUAGCAACAAAUGAUGGGAACGAGGUCUUCCUUGUCUAGUGGGUAUUGCACUAUUUUUUGUUUUUUUGGGCGGGGUGGCAACAUUUUCAAGGACAAUCUGACAAUUUUGAACGUGGCCUCCAAUAUUCAUCUGAAUUGGCACAACCUAUUUUUCAGAGUCAUUUUGUUCAAUGCUUUAUCUGAAUUGUUUUGUGUGUGUGUGGCAGUGAAGAUCCACUGCUUACGGAUCUUCAAAAGCAGACAAAGCUGUAAAUUAUUAUUUUUCUCUCUGGUUGCAAGUAGACUGGAUAGUCACAGUGAAUCAUGCAAGUCCUUCUUUAAUAGAAAUAGACUGCUUACAAACAUAAUAGCCAUCUUUGACUGUGUUAACUUGGGCUUGUUGCUCCAAUACAUUUUUAUUUACUUUCCUCUUGGUUUGACUUUCCUUUCCAUUUUGAAUGUGUCAGACUCAAUAAACUACUGAUAUCAGCACCACUCAA
Syngnathus typhle (broad-nosed pipefish) is the source of this 3961-nucleotide messenger RNA. RefSeq names its product G3BP stress granule assembly factor 2a (gene g3bp2a). The record is from RefSeq and is a predicted model, not a curated record. Bases 212 to 1747 code for a protein of 511 amino acids. The transcript is spliced from 13 exons. Gene Ontology annotation, molecular function: mRNA binding. Gene Ontology annotation, cellular component: ribonucleoprotein complex; cytosol. NCBI's taxonomy places the organism in Eukaryota, Metazoa, Chordata, Actinopteri, Syngnathiformes, Syngnathidae.